Molecule: messenger RNA, 1218 nt
Organism: Sphaeramia orbicularis (orbiculate cardinalfish)
Lineage: Eukaryota; Metazoa; Chordata; Actinopteri; Kurtiformes; Apogonidae
Exons: 7
Coding region: 201-956 (251 amino acids)
Cellular component (GO): membrane
Source: RefSeq, a predicted model, not a curated record
AGCAGCCUCGACAACACAGAAUAAUAACACACUAUCAUGUGGCUCAGGCUUUGAAGUCAUGGGUAACAAAGGGUUAAGUUUAGAUUUUCUGUGAAUAAGGAGGGGCAGACUCUGCUAACACACUGGAUCUGCUUCCUGUUUAUCCAGUUUCUAAAUAAAAAAAAAAGACCAGCACUUGAAAGUUUCCAGGAGUUGACAGGAUGUCUGUAACCAUGGCGAAGGCAGACGGGGUCACCGUCUUCACAUUGACCUCUGACCCCAACAGUGCUUGUCCUCCACUGUGUCAGAUCCUCAAGGGUCUCUGCUACAGCCCUGUGUGCUGCUCUGUGUCUCAGCCCCUUCGGAGGCUCCAGGGAACGUCUCAGUCAGUCCUGGGGACUUUGCACAUUAUGGUUGGAAUACUGAACGUUGGUCUUGGAGCCAUCUUGGCCACCGCCAGAGGCUACUGGGAAGAUCUGGCAUUCCCCUAUUGGCUUGGAGCAUUGUUCAUUUUCUUUGGUGUCAUGUGCAUUUUGUCAGAGAAGUUUCCCAGUCCAGCUCUGGUCAUCACCAACGUGAUUCUGAACCUGGCUGGAGUUGGUUUUUCCAUUGCAGCCCUCAUACUUUAUGGAAUAACACUGGAUGUCAUACGGUGGUGGUGGACGUGGUGGACAUGUCGACCUCAUGAAUCUGAGUACUGGUACGACAGCGAUGUCCCACCACUGUCAUCUGUGUCCCCGGAACAGCUGAUCAUUAUUGAGAAAUGUGAAGAGGGUAGAAAACUGGCUCUGAUGAUGGUGAGGAGCGUAGACAUUGUGCUCGUCAUCCUGUCGGUCAUGGAACUCUGCAUCACUAUCAGCGCGGUUGUCUUAGGAAUCAAAGCUCUGAUGAAGAGAGGAAAGGGAGAAAACAAGGACACUGAAGACCCAGAUAACUACAAAGCACUGCAGGACUCCACCACAUACCCUGUCGUCUGAAACUAAAUCUGCUUCACACAAUUUUUUUUAAAAAUGUUUUUUUUUUAUUAACCCGUAAAGUCCCAAACAUCCACUGGUGACCAAAUAAUUUACUGAUAUAAAAAGUUAAGUAAUUGUUGAUCCACUUGUCCUAUCAAGCACUUUGUGACUCCCUGUCUGUGGAAAGUGCUCUAUAAAUAUAAUUUACUUACUUACUUAGUAUCAGUACAUGUAAAUAAUUGGUGUAAAAUGCCGUUUGUCAACUUUUCAUGGUCAUCAGAUA